AUGGCGGAGCCUGCGCCGAAGAAGCGGAAACUGACAAAGGAAUGGUUUCUUGCGCAGCUGCGGGAUGUGGAAACGCAACAGGCCGAGCAGAAAACGGCAGCAGCUGACAUACUUGCCCGUUUUCCAGAAGACGACAUUCGCAGAGCAUCAUCUCAGGAAGUGGCAACCUUUCUUCAGAUGCACGUCACGGAUGAAACAGACCGAAACAUCGUGAGUUUGCGGAUAUGCAACCGCAUUGCAGAUGCCUUCGCCCCAACACCAGUUGCUUCAACAGACGCCCUCUGCAAGUGGUUGGAUGAGGCGGUGCAAAAGACGCCGAAGCCGAGCGAAUGGGAAACCGAUAGUGCGCAGAAUUUUGAAAACACCAUACUCGGCGUUGGGGACAUGAAAAAGACGAUGAUCGUGCGCGAGUGCUAUGCACAAAUGAAGGCGCAAAUCACAGGGUGGCUCCACGAGAAACAUGCUCAAGAAGACCCGACGGGCAUGUUUGUUAUCACUGGCACUCCGGGCAUCGGCAAGUCUGUGUUCCUCGCCUACAUGGCCGCGCUCUUGGCGGAGAAGGGCUACGGCAUCGUGAUUCAAAGAGCGGCAAUGUUUUGGUCGCUAGAGUCUAAGAAAAAGGCAGCUGCACAUGGAGAAGAAAAACCCAUCAUGCUUUUGCAGAACCGCAAAGUUGUGCUUCUGGCAGACCCGGGUGGGGGUGGGACGUCUCAAAGUGUCCAUUCCCGCGACCUUGGUUGCACCCUCGUUUUCGUCUCCUUGCACGAGGCACACUACAAGGAUGGUUUGAAGCAGCAGUCGAACCACAGCGAACGCCGCUUCAUGCCCGUUUGGUCAGAAGCCGAAGUAGGCCGACAUCAUAAAGUGUUGUUUCCUGGCGAAGAGGAGGCAACAGCCAAGGAAGCUUACUGGCUUCUGGGUGGCAGUGUUCGGUGGCUUCGCGAUUUGUUCGAAGUGCAGAGGAGGAAAGGACUGAGCCUAGAAGAGGUGGCCCGGCAUCUAUUAGAAAGGUAUUUGUCAGUCAAGUCCUGGGAUGACUUGGACUUGUUGAUGCAACACUUCAAGCAGCCCCAGAGCGUGGAAGACAAGAAGGAAAGCAAAAUGAGCUAUUUGCUAGUAGUCCAUGCCAGCGCAAUUUCAUUUGAUGAGCCCGAAGUGAGGUUGAUUGAUUCCAAAGUUGCACAAGAGGUUUUGUGCGAAAAACUUCAUAUCAAGACAACAGACGAGCAGAGACGGUUCGUGCAGAGAUUUUUGCAUGAGAAGCAUUUGGGUUCAUUGGUCGGCAACAUCUUCCAGGAACUGGUUCUCAACCAUCUCACAGGUAAGGGAGCAACCUCAACAACUCUGGACUGCAGCUCCCUGCCAGCAGGCAAGACAUGGAAAAUUCGCGUUCCAAACCAGAAGUGCGAGUUGCAGCCACAAGGAGCGAAG
Molecule: messenger RNA, 1431 nt
Organism: Symbiodinium necroappetens
Lineage: Eukaryota; Dinophyceae; Suessiales; Symbiodiniaceae
Source: the annotation of a GenBank genome assembly